UCAAGCAUGCAUAGAGCGAGAUAACACACCACACUGAAGACUAGGGUUCUUAUUUAUUUAUUUUCCUUCUUCCCUUCUUCUCUCUUCUGGGUAUUAUCAGAAAUUGCUGUACUGUGAAGGAUAGGGUCAUGUUCAUAUGCAUAUGUAGAGAGAGAAAGAGAGGGGGAUAGGGAAGGAAGAGGCGAGCUAGCUGGAAUCAGAGGGCUUUUUUCUUCUCCUUCUUCUCAGCUUGUCUUCUCUCUCUUUCUUCCUCUCUCAAUAAUAGAAGGUGAAUUAUAUAUACACACAAAAGGAAGACAUUUUAUUUCAAGCUACAGAGAGAGAGAAAGGUGAGACAUUGGGGGGCUUUAUCCUUUUGUCUCCUCUAUCUCUCUCCCUUAUAUUUUCGGAGCUUCAUAUCCUUCGUUUUUCUCAGUCUUGUCAAGCGAGAGCGAAUACAUAGUUUAACAUAUAUUUUUAUAUAGAUAAAUUUAAUAUACACACACCCCCCACACGCACUCGAGGUCGAUUCUGAUUUCUCGAAACCCCAUUUCAUCUUAGAGGUUUAAAACUUCUGGGGUUGCUGAAUUUGCAUCGAAUCUCAUGUACGGAAGACUGAGCGGUUCAUACUGAGUUUCGGAUUUGAGAGGAAAGAGAAGAAGAAGGAGAAAAAGUGGCUUCUUUGAUGAGUUUUGGGGGUUUUCUCGACAAUAACUGGGGUGGUGGUGGUGCUGGCGGCGGCGGAGGAGGGGGCGGCGGCGGUGCCGGAAUCGUCGCCGAUAUUCCUUACAGCAACGGCACCAACGAUAAUAGAAUGCCGUCGAGUGGUUCAAUCUCACAGCCUCGUCUCGUCACACCGCCAACAAUGGCCAAAUCCAUGUUCAACUCUCCUGGGCUUUCUCUAGCACUGCAAACGAGUCUUGACGAGCAACAAGGGGAUGCGAAUAGAAUGCCUGAGAGCUACGAGCCAAAUGUUGGGGCAAGAAGAAGCCGAGAAGAAGAACACGAUAGCAGAUCUGGCAGUGAUAAUAUGGAAGGCCCCACUUCCGGCGACGAUCAGGACGCCGCCGACAACCGUCCGAGGAAAAAACGUUAUCACCGACAUACCCCUCAGCAAAUACAAGAGCUCGAAGCUUUAUUCAAGGAGUGUCCACACCCAGAUGAGAAGCAAAGACUAGAACUGAGCAGAAGGCUUUGCUUGGAAACCAGACAAGUGAAAUUUUGGUUCCAAAAUCGAAGAACCCAGAUGAAGACCCAAUUGGAGCGCCAUGAAAACACUUUGCUGAGACAAGAGAACGAUAAACUGAGAGCAGAGAACAUGUCGAUAAGAGAAGCCAUGAGGAAUCCUAUAUGUUCAAAUUGUGGAGGCCCAGCCAUUAUAGGUGAGAUUUCCCUCGAAGAACAACACCUAAGGAUUGAAAACGCUCGAUUGAAGGACGAACUAGACCGAGUUUGUGCUCUCGCCGGAAAGUUUCUCGGCCGACCCAUUUCUUCAUUGACCAGUCCGAUUGGUCCUCCAUUGCCAAACUCAAGCUUAGAACUCGGAGUUGGCAUCAACGGGUUUGAUGGUAUGAGCACAGUGCCUUCAACUUUGCCUUUAGGGCCUGGUUUUGGGAUAUCGAGCCAACUAGCCAUGGUUCCUCCGGCGACAACAACGUCGGGGACGACUUUGACCAGACCAUCGGGCACUUUGGUCGUCGGCGGUGGGCUUGACAGGUCCAUAGAGAGGUCUAUGUUUCUGGAACUAGCUUUGGCGGCCAUGGACGAGUUGGUGAAGAUGGUGCAUACAGAUGAACCUCUCUGGUUAAGAAGCUUAGAAGAAGGAGGAAGAGAGAUUCUGAACCAAGAAGAGUACAUGAGAACAUUCAGUAAUCCUUGCAUUGGAAUGAGACCAAAUGGCUUCGUCUCCGAAGCUUCUAGAGAAACUGGAAUGGUCAUAAUAAACAGCUUGGCCCUCGUUGAAACUCUAAUGGAUUCAAAUCGAUGGGCAGAAAUGUUUCCUUGUUUAAUUGCCAGAACCUCCACCGCUGAAGUAAUCUCCGGUGGAAUAAAUGGAACUAGAAAUGGUGCCCUCCAACUGAUGCAUGCUGAGCUCCAGGUUCUUUCGCCGUUGGUGCCAGUUCGCGAGGUGAAUUUUCUUCGUUUCUGCAAGCAACACGCAGAGGGGGUUUGGGCUGUGGUUGAUGUCUCCAUUGAUAACAUUCGAGAACCUUCUGGAGCUGCGUCUUUUAUGAACUGUAGAAGGCUUCCUUCUGGGUGCGUUGUUGAAGAUAUGCCAAAUGGUUAUUCCAAGGUGACAUGGGUGGAGCAUGCAGAAUACGAUGAAAGCCAAGUCCACCAAUUGUAUAGACCCUUGCUGACCUCCGGCAUGGGCUUCGGUGCUCAACGGUGGGUCGCCACCCUGCAACGCCAAUGCGAGUGCCUCGCCAUCUUAAUGUCCUCCUCCGUCCCCUCUCGAGAUCACUCCGCUGCCAUAACUGCCGGCGGCCGGCGGAGCAUGCUGAAGCUAGCCCAGCGAAUGACCAACAAUUUCUGCGCCGGAGUUUGCGCUUCCACCGUGCACAAGUGGAAUAAACUGAACGCCGGCAACGUGGACGAGGACGUCCGGGUGAUGACUCGAAAGAGCGUGGACGAUCCCGGCGAGCCGCCGGGGAUAGUUUUAAGCGCAGCCACCUCCGUUUGGCUCCCGGUUUCGCCCCAGAGACUGUUCGAUUUCCUACGUGAUGAGCAUCUCCGAAGUGAAUGGGACAUACUCUCAAACGGUGGGCCCAUGCAAGAGAUGGCCCACAUCGCCAAAGGCCAAGACCACGGCAAUUGCGUCUCUCUCCUACGAGCGAGUGCGAUGAAUGCAAACCAGAGUAGCAUGCUGAUACUGCAGGAGACAUGCAUAGACGCGGCGGGAUCUCUUGUGGUGUACGCGCCGGUAGAUAUCCCGGCCAUGCACGUGGUGAUGAACGGCGGCGACUCGGCGUAUGUGGCGUUGUUGCCAUCCGGGUUCGCUAUAGUCCCGGAUGGGCCAGGGUCGCGGGGGUCACAAACGCCGGCGAGCAACGGGAAUGUGAACGGCGGUGGCGUGAAUGAGAGGGUGAGUGGGUCCCUCCUGACGGUGGCUUUUCAAAUCCUCGUGAAUAGCCUUCCUACGGCCAAGCUCACGGUGGAAUCGGUGGAGACGGUGAACAAUCUCAUCUCGUGUACGGUUCAGAAAAUAAAGGCCGCUCUUCGCUGUGAAAGCUGACUCUCACGUGGUGCAUCGUAGGUCACGUGACCUAGUUGAAUUUUUUUUUUUGGGGUUUCGCUGAUAUGCUUUUCGUAGGGGCGCUUGUGCUUAUUUAAUUUCUUGAAAGCUCAGCUUAGUUAAUUUGUCAGGGUGGCGCGUGUAGAAGACGCGAGUUUGGGUUUCAUGUGGGGGUGUUGAGUCAAGAACGAACCGCACAGGAAUCAACAAGAAAGAGAACAAAGUCCUUGCAUGGUGGCAAGGAUCCGAAACUCAUAUGAUCCGGAUCUUUAGCGCAAGGCAAGGGUGGUGGUUCGGGUAUUGACUCAGGUCAACCCUUGCAUUCUCAAUUAGUGACAGAAAAUUGCUUCUUUUUUUGGUUUAAUAUUUUGAUGAAAUCUAAGAUAAAUUAUAAUAUAAAAUAAACGGAAGUGUGAAUGGUGUUCCCUGUA
Neltuma alba is the source of this 3645-nucleotide messenger RNA. RefSeq names its product homeobox-leucine zipper protein ANTHOCYANINLESS 2-like. The record is from RefSeq and is a predicted model, not a curated record. The coding region runs from base 665 to 3214 and encodes 849 amino acids. Gene Ontology annotation, biological process: regulation of DNA-templated transcription. The transcript has 9 exons. Gene Ontology annotation, molecular function: DNA-binding transcription factor activity, RNA polymerase II-specific; DNA binding; lipid binding. NCBI's taxonomy places the organism in Eukaryota, Viridiplantae, Streptophyta, Magnoliopsida, Fabales, Fabaceae.